This is a messenger RNA of Medicago truncatula (barrel medic), 1512 nucleotides long. RefSeq names its product transcription factor TGA3. The record is from RefSeq and is a predicted model, not a curated record. The coding region runs from base 233 to 1330 and encodes 365 amino acids. Gene Ontology annotation, biological process: regulation of DNA-templated transcription; DNA-templated transcription. The transcript has 8 exons. Gene Ontology annotation, molecular function: sequence-specific DNA binding; DNA-binding transcription factor activity. Lineage: Eukaryota; Viridiplantae; Streptophyta; Magnoliopsida; Fabales; Fabaceae.
UUUCUGUUUAUGAUGUUGAUAUUUUGUAUAAUUUCAAAUAUUGCAGCUAGAUUCAAGUUUUUCUCUUAAUUAUUGCCUCUUAAAGGGAGCAAGUUUUUUAUUUUCUCUUUUUAUUUUUUCCUACAUUAUGUUAUUUUUAUUCUUCAAUUUGAGAUAUGACUUUUCUUUUUAUGGUUUCUAGUAUAUGAACUCUUCAUCAUCAUCAUCAACUUAACUAAUCGCGCCGAAAAGGAUGAACAUGUAUGAGCCAUUCCUUCAAGUGAGUAUUUGGGAGGAUAGCUUUAAAGUGGAUCAUAGUACUUUGAAUUCAAUUGCUUCCCCAAUGUUGAAGAUGAACAUAACUAGCAUGGAAAACAAGUCUGAAUGCAUCCCUCAAGAAUCAAGAGAACCUUCUGGAGAUGAUCAAGAGACUAUUCAAGAACCUGUUCCUAAGGUACUACGACGUCAAGCACAGAAUCGCGCAGCUGCUCGAAAAUGUCGGCUGCGAAAGAAGGCUUAUGUUCAACAACUGGAAACAAGUAGAUUGAAGCUCAUGCAGUUAGAAUUGGAUAUCGAGAAAACAAGAAAACAGGGUUUAUACAAAAGCAGUUUAUCGGAUGUCGGUUAUAUGGGAUCGUCCGGAACAAUAAACUCAGUCAUGUUAUGUUUCGAAGCAGGGAUAUCAUUGUUUGAAAUUGAAUAUGGACGUUGGAUUGAAGAACAAGAUCGACAAAACGAGGAACUAAGAAAUGCAUUGCAAACUAAUGCAUCUGAUAUACAACUUCAUCUACUUGUUGAGAGUAGCUUGAACCAAUACUCAAAUCUUUUCAGAAUGAAAGCUGAAGCUGCAAAGGCUGAUGUUUUCUAUUUAAUCUCUGGCGUAUGGAAAUCACCGGUCGAACGCCUUUUUCUUUGGAUCGGAGGAUCUCGUCCAUCACAAAUUCUAAAUAUCGUGGUACCGAAACUUGAGAAUUUGAAUGAUCAACAAAUUGCUAGCAUUAACAACCUGCGUUUAUCAUCUCAGCAAGCUGAAGAUGCACUAUCAAUAGGGUUGGAGAAACUCCAGCAGAGUAUGAUCAACAACAUUCAAGCUGAUCCCUUGGAUUUCGGAAACUACGGCUUUCAGAUGGCUGCUGCCAUUGACAAAGGAGAAGCAGUAGAAGGUUUUGUAAUCCAGGCAGAUCACCUUAGGCAACAAACUCUGUUAUACAUGUCACGCAUCUUAUCGAUUGGUCAAGCUGCUCAAGGCUUGCUGGCUAUGGGGGAAUACUUUCAUCGUCUUCGCACUCUUAGUUCAUUGUGGACUGCUCGUUCAUGUCAUCAUUUCUACCCUACUCAACACUCAAAUUAAGAUAUUUUCUUUUCUUUAUUACAUUUUUUAUUUCUUCAAUAUAUAUAUAUAUUACAUAUGAACAAGCUAAUGCUGUCAACUACCAUGAUGCAAAGUUCAUAUUACGGUUUGUAUAGCUCUUGAGAACAACUUGUAUAUAAACAUUUUAUCAUCCACUACAUGAAGAAGAUAUGAACAAUAAA